AUGCGCUUCGAGUCUAGCAACCACUUCUUCCGCUGCCUCAAAGUGUCCUCUGUUCUAGCGCCAUCUCUUUCAGCGCUUUCUAUAACAACGAGAACCCCUCAGAUAUGGAAGAUUACUGAGAAGCUCUCAGAGAACGCGCAGCAUCUGAAUUAUGAAGAUAUACAGGAAGGCCUUGGUUAUUCCAGAGCUAUCGGCAAGUUCCUAUGCUACCUUGUUGAUGACCCAACAAAGAUAGGCUUCAUGAGAAUCUAUUGUCAGAUCCCCAUCGAAGAAACUGAUGAGGAUAGUAUAGAGCAACAAGCUAUUCCUGCCCCCGUUUGUGCUGAGUUUGAAGUUCUUAUGCGGCUCAGGUACUGUCCUGUUGCGCCUCAAAUCCUUGGCCAUGCUGUGGGUACACAACCAGAGAAUGGCUUCGUUCCUCGUGGCUAG
Messenger RNA from Penicillium taxi, 429 nucleotides. RefSeq lists its product as uncharacterized. Bases 1 to 429 code for a protein of 142 amino acids. Lineage: Eukaryota; Fungi; Ascomycota; Eurotiomycetes; Eurotiales; Aspergillaceae. The record is from RefSeq and is a predicted model, not a curated record. The transcript has 2 exons.